Messenger RNA from Cladophialophora immunda, 2571 nucleotides. RefSeq lists its product as uncharacterized. Gene Ontology annotation, molecular function: protein serine/threonine phosphatase activity. Gene Ontology annotation, cellular component: FAR/SIP/STRIPAK complex. Gene Ontology annotation, biological process: peptidyl-serine dephosphorylation. The coding region runs from base 253 to 1227 and encodes 324 amino acids. The transcript is spliced from 3 exons. The record is from RefSeq and is a predicted model, not a curated record. Lineage: Eukaryota; Fungi; Ascomycota; Eurotiomycetes; Chaetothyriales; Herpotrichiellaceae.
CGAUUCCUUGGAGCUCGAGUCUGCAUGAAUUCCCCGGACUCCUUGUUUCUGCUUCUUCUCCGCUGAUGCCGCGUUCCUCACGCGCUUUCCCUCUGCAGGAUUGCUAGCAUUUCCCCGGCGUUGGGCAUCAUGACAGAACGGAGCGACUUCUGCAACGGUUCAAAGAAUUCCUUUUAAGCGCAGCCCCUUGCACGCUCCCGUGCCCUCAAAACCCGUUGCGGCAACAGUGGCAGGCCUGGACAAUCUUUUGCAAUGCCUGGUCUACCUGCCAGUAUUGAUCUUGAUGAAUGCAUCGCCCAACUGUACAAGAAAAACCUUCUGGCCGAAUCCCUGAUCGAGGCAAUAUGUGCAAAAGCAAAGGAGAUGUUGAUGAAGGAGAGCAAUGUGGUCCAUAUCUCGGCUCCUGUCACGGUCGUCGGCGACAUCCACGGCCAGUUUUUUGACAUGUUGGAAAUCUUCAAGAUCGGAGGCUUUUGUCCAGAUACCAAUUACCUUUUCCUCGGCGACUACGUAGACCGUGGUCUAUUCAGCGUCGAGACGAUUUCCCUUCUUGUUUGCUUAAAGUUAAGAUACCCCCAGCGCGUCCAUCUCAUUCGAGGCAAUCAUGAAUCACGAGGCGUCACGCAAUCUUACGGCUUCUACACGGAAUGCGCACGAAAAUACGGCAAUGCAAAUGUUUGGCACUAUUUCACCGACAUGUUCGAUUUCCUUACCCUGAGCGUGGUCAUCAACAAUCAGAUCUUUUGUGUCCAUGGCGGCCUUUCACCAUCCAUUCACUCCAUCGACCAAAUCAAAAUCAUUGACCGAUACCGAGAAAUCCCCCACGAAGGACCUAUGGCGGACUUGGUAUGGUCAGAUCCCGACCCGGAGCGAGAUGAGUUUUCGCUUUCGCCGAGAGGAGCUGGAUACACAUUCGGGGGAGAUGUGGUCAAGAAGUUCUUGCAAGUCAACAGCAUGUCACAUAUUCUUCGUGCCCAUCAGCUGUGCCAGGAAGGUUAUCAGGUCUUGUAUGACGAUCGUCUGAGCACAGUCUGGAGUGCGCCGAACUAUUGCUAUCGUUGCGGGAAUCUGGCCAGUGUUCUUGAAGUCAGUGAUGCGGGCGAUCGCUACUUCAAUAUCUUCGACGCGGCACCAGAAAAUGAUAUUCAUCGAAACGAGCAGCAGCAGCAGCAGCAACAGACGCAGGGAAAAGAUGGUCAAGGCUCUCACAUUGAGUACUUUCUCUAGUAUUUGGAUCAUCUGAAUCGUUCGGUGAUAUUGAAGGCUCUAAGGCAUCACGCACAGCAAAAUCUCUCAAGCCCGUUGCGACAAAUUCGUGGUCGACAUAACUCUCGAUUGCUGAAGGCUCGAGGGCAUGGAUCAUCAGCAUGACACAAGCUUCAGUUCCAAGCCGGCUAUGCUGAAAAAUGGAUUUGGUGCCCUAAAAGGCGACUCCCCGAUCACUUCCAGUCCUUGGAAAUAUCGAAGGACCAGUGGAACUCGAGAUGUGUAUGGUCGUCGUCAUCCGCAAAUCUGGUGCUUGCCUCGUAAUGGCCACGAGCCAGCAUGCCGGAAGGAGCCUCUUCUUCGGUGAACUUCUUUUCAUAUGUGGGCUUAUCAGUGGUGUUGGGCGCAAAACUGCCAAUCAUCUCCUGGUCCUUGCUGACACGGAUACCUUUUCGCUUGACAACUUGGAUGUACUUGAGGCCGGAAAGGACCUGGUGGUGCACAGUGAAGAUGGCCUUCAUGCGGUACUUGCAGCCUUCUUUGAUCGUGAAUGGGUGUUUGUUAAGAGUUUCGAGGGCGCCGGGUUGAGUCAGAUCGAUGGUUAUAUCUGGUCGGCCUUCGACUUCCUUUGGUUCUUGUCAGACCCCGUAAAGAAUUUGUGGGUUUGGAUGGGCUCACCAAGGCAAGAGAUUUAAUGAUGCAUGUACGUGGGUCGUUUGGGUCGCCGAUCAUCGUGCCGGAGCCUAGGCCGAGUGAUUCUUUCCAUCGUUUCAUGGCAUCGUCGGUUUGGUCUGAGAGGAAUCGAGGAGGUCAGUGUUUGGUCACAAAGCAGAUUGAAAAGAGAACACGGGUCCUGUCUUAAGAGGCGAUGGUGAUGGUAGUUGUCUCAAAACCCCUCUGGACAUUCUUGCAUUCUCCGUCUUCCUUCUAUCCGUGAUGUUGACAACAAGAUUCCAUGCAGACACUCGUUGAGGUGGCGGACAGCAGGUCAACUCACCCAGUUUCUGAUAUUCCUCCAACGUCUUCUUCUCCCCCACCUUAAACCCUGGGGUGUGUUCGGCUUGCAGAUCGUCCGCCAUGUUCGCUGACAAGAGACGGUGUUAUCGGUGCAGUGUUUCCAGCCACCAGAGUUAUCGUCGUUGAGUUCUUUGGACAACUGUGCAACGACCGAGAGGAAAUUGUAAAGUGUAUGGAGGGGCAGGACAUUUGAAACCGUUUCAACGCUGACCUGAGGCUGGAGCCCAAGGUCGGUGGGCGGUUUGUGGCGGUCUGGCCGCAGAAUAUCACGCUAGUGCCAAAGUAGAAAAGCGCGUCGCGUUCACGUCACUUGCCCGCUGCUCGAAUGAUUGAUAAGUGAUUCUCCGC